Molecule: messenger RNA, 324 nt
Organism: Parascedosporium putredinis
Lineage: Eukaryota; Fungi; Ascomycota; Sordariomycetes; Microascales; Microascaceae
Source: the annotation of a GenBank genome assembly
AUGGUUUUCGAGUGGCAAGAUGAGGGCAAACUCCACCGAGUGCCAAAGCUUGAGCCUGGUCCGCCCAACGUCUACUUUGGUGAUGUCUUCAGCACGUCGUCCAAGGACGCUGCGAAUCCUCUGACUGGCUCCUUUUUCCUCCUUGAGAAGUUGGAGAACCCUGACCCGGCUCCCAAAUACGACUACGAUGAGAGCGGCGUGGUAUUGAAGGGUGAGCUACACAUUUCUGACGAAGAGGGCAACACUGCCAAACUCUCGCCCGGUGACACAUUUUUCAUUCACCGGGGUAGCACCAUUGUAUUCUCAACCCCCGCCAUGCGGUAG